Messenger RNA from Parastagonospora nodorum SN15, 714 nucleotides. RefSeq lists its product as hypothetical. Lineage: Eukaryota; Fungi; Ascomycota; Dothideomycetes; Pleosporales; Phaeosphaeriaceae. The coding region runs from base 1 to 714 and encodes 237 amino acids. The record is from RefSeq and is a predicted model, not a curated record. The transcript is spliced from 4 exons.
AUGCAGAAACCAAACGCUGUGGGCAUAAUGUGCGGUUAUUUUGGACCCUCUUUCAUGCGCGCUGCAUGCAGCUACGUGGUGUUGGCCAGCGGCGGGCCUCACAAACUCAUACGCAAAUCGAGGAAGGUCACCGGUGUCAAUACACAUGAAACGGACCGGGAUCACAGAGAGUCGGAGACUGAAGAUUGUACCUUCUUGAUCCUGAGUCAAGAGGGUAAUCAGCUACAGCAUGGCAUAUUACCACGACAGCAAACUUCGCCUGGCGAAAUGAUCAUCUUGGAUGUGUCGUGGAGAGCGGACGAAACAAAGAACAAGACGGUUGAGGUUCUCUUCUACGCCCAGCGCGCACAGCCAACACGGACAAAAUUGUCCAAUGAAUUCUUCACCACCCCGUCUCUCGCGAUGGAUGAAUGUUGCGUGAUAGCACGGAUCGUAUUGAAGCACCCAGCAGAGUAUAUUCUGAGCAAAUUUUUAUAUAUGAUCUCGAACGAUACUGCCCGUGAUGACCUUUUCCCUCCCUUGGAGAUGUUCGGGUUGGUAUUUACGCCCUUCCGGACUGCUGGCUUCGUGCACGACGAAACCGCGCAUUGUUUCCCUUUAAGCUUCACCGUCGCACGUCGCCUUUACCACGGCCUAUUAACCCUGCCGCAACGAUCACCCUUCAGCGACCGGUCCCUUGGUGGUAUCAGCCAUAACUUCAGGAAGCGAAGGUAA